This is a messenger RNA of Penicillium bovifimosum, 1830 nucleotides long. RefSeq lists its product as uncharacterized. The transcript is spliced from 3 exons. The record is from RefSeq and is a predicted model, not a curated record. NCBI's taxonomy places the organism in Eukaryota, Fungi, Ascomycota, Eurotiomycetes, Eurotiales, Aspergillaceae. The coding region runs from base 1 to 1830 and encodes 609 amino acids.
AUGAGUGGUUUUCGCAAUACUAUGAAGGGUGGCUGGCACCCCGAAGGCAAAGACGGGGGAAAGGAGAGCUGGCGCGGUGAUUUCAAAGGCCUUAACCAAGUAGCAGGAUGGAUGGGAAAGGGCAAAGACGGUGACUCUGAACGCUCUGGUUCUGGCUCAGGUGCUGGCUCUGGCUCUGGCUCUGGCUCCGGUUCUGGACUUAGUUCUAAAUUUGGUUUUGGUUCUGGGUCUGGUUCUGGACAGUCCUCCCAAUCGCAAGGGGGUAUCAGAAACCAAGUCAAAGGCCAAGUGGCUGGAUUUUUGGGAAAGGGCAACAACACCGAAGUCGACCGCUCUGAUCAUGUCUCCCAACCAUUAUCAUCGCUCAAAGACCCCUUAUCUUUCGGGCCUCCUCCCAAACACAGUCACUACCAUGGAGCGGCAGCGGUGCCAAACCGAACGACACCUGACCAUGGAGGUUUAGGAGCUCCACUGACCCAGGACCAAAUAAACGCCCAGCACAGGCACGAACAAGAAGCGGCUCAAGCAGAGGAGGAAGAAUUACAAAAGCGCGCAGCACCUCCUGUCCCAUAUCGCGCGGAUACAACCGGCUUGUCUACGAACAACCUUCCUCCGCCACCACGACGAGUAGAUUCGACGAGUCCCGCUUCCACGGCCUCAAUCUCCAAGUCCAACCCGCCGAAGCCACCCCCGCGGCUUCCUGCCCGCAAUAGCCCUUCCAGCCUAGAGCCACCCCCGGUGUAUUCAGCCACACCUGUGAUCUCCGAUGAUUAUAUCAAUCAAGACGCUACAUCUCGUCUGGCAAAUGCGGGCGUCUCAGUUCCUGGGUUUGGAAUCGGACAAGAGAAAGCCCCGUCACCUGGAAAUACGCCCGUGAAUGAACUACAAUCACGGUUUUACCAGAUGAAUACCUCGGGGCCUCCAACGGCACCCGCCCCGCCGGCCAGGGCCUCGACGAACAUAGAGGCGCAGUCUCCGAGCAGCACCUCCUCUAUCCAGAACUUCCGCGAACGUCAUGGGGAUAAAAUUGAUUCGGGCAAGCAGAAAUACGCCGAUUUCCGAGAGCGACAUGCGGACUCUAUCGACUCUGGCAAACAGAAGUAUGGUGACUUCCGCGAACGCCAUGCCGACUCAAUUGAUGCGGGCAAACAGAAAUUGAGCGGUGUCACCUCUCGUUUCACUGGCUCUUCUCCGGCACCCCCACCCCCGGCUCGAGCCUCAACGAUACAAGCUCCGGAGCACACGCGCAGUACAUCCUCUGUUCAAGAUUUCCGUGAUCGCCAUGCAGACAAGAUCGAUGCAGGGAAACAGAAGUAUGGUGACUUCCGGGAGCGCCAUGCCGAUUCGAUCGAUGCUGGCAAACAAAAGUUGAGUGGUGUUGCAUCCCGUUUCACUGGCUCGUCCCCAGCACCCCCGCCGGCUCGGCCCGCGUCGAAUACUUCGAGCAUGAACCUAGAACCAGCGGAGCCUGCACGGGGCACAUCCUCCGUGCAGGAUUUCCGUGAGCGUCAUUCAGACAAGAUCGAGAUGGGCAAAGAGAAGUGGGGCGGGGUCAGCUCGCGCUUCAGCACGUUUGUUGAGGAUCGCAAGUUCUCUGCUGAUGCCAACAAACGUAUCCCUCGCCCGCCUUCCCGUCCCGUCUCGAUGGCCCAAUCGAACUCUCCCGCGUUAUCACCCGCUGAGCCAGAUCUCCAGACUCAAGCUCAACGCAAGAAGGCACCUCCGCCGCCCCCGCCCAAGCGAGCCGAAUUUCGAGCUCCUGCGGUUGGGGCUUCGCCGUCAUCAUCCCCGGCACCUCCCCCCAUUCCUCUUGGCACUAAGCCUCGCUGA